CGUGUCUCUCGGAAGUUUACCCAGCAGUGAUUUUCUCCCGACAGCAGAAACUCUUCUCUGUAAAUUAAACUCGCUUUUCCCCGAGAGAAAGCGCGUCUGGACGGAUCCUUUGCCCCCGAAGUGCCGCUCGGAGACCUGCUGAUGGAUGUAACCCGACUCAGCCCGAGUUUAAGCCGAGUUUAGCCCGAGUUUAGCCCGAGUUCUGCCGUGUUUCUGGAUGGUAAACUGUCCGCAGAAGUUGUGUUGUUUUGGCGCUCGGGAGGAAGAUGGAGGCUCUGUAGCAUCAGGCUAACGGUUAUAAAUAUAUAUAUACACAUAUAUAUAACCUCCACUCACUGACGGGAGCUGCUGUUGAUGUUCACUGAUCGACUAAAGCAUGAGAGUCCCUCAGCCUCUGAGGAUGGGACCAGGGCUACCGGAGGCAGAAUCUAGAUGUCAGAUGGUGCUCUGAAGAACCAUGGGUAGCUGUUUAAGCUGUCCAGAGAAAGAAUUGGUUCCAGAUAAUGAUCAGAGUAAAUUCAAGGUGAUAAACGUGGACGACGAUGGGAACGAGUUGGGCUCAGGUGUGAUGGAGCUGACGGACGCUGAGCUCGUCCUCCACACUCAUCGCCGUGACGAUGUCAGGUGGCCUUACCUGUGCUUACGUCGCUAUGGUUACGACUCCAACCUGUUCUCAUUUGAGAGCGGGCGGCGCUGCCAGACGGGCCAAGGGAUCUUUGCCUUCAAGUGUUCCCGUGCAGAGGAGAUCUUCAACAUGCUGCAGGAGGUGAUGCACAGCCACAGCAUCAGGGUGGUGGAGGAGGCAGUGCUGGAGCCUGCUACUGCUGCAGUUCUGGGUUACUCGGUGCCCACGGUUCCUAACGGAGUGACCAGGAUCCCGUCUGUGGGUGAGGCCCCGUCUCACCCCUCCUCCCGUCACCCGUCUGUGGCGUCCACCCGCCUGCCCUCCGUGGGGGAGGAGUCAACCCACCCCCUGCUGGUGGCCGACGACGCGGUCCACACCUAUGUAAACACCACGGGGCUCCUGGAGGAUCAGCCCAGCCCCCUGACCGUCGCCUCCCCACCCCUGGAGAGUCCCACCUCUGCCCCCCCGACCCCCCCGCCUCCCCCGAGGGCGCGCUGUGAGCCUCCCCCUCCCCCCACGGAGCCCCAGGUGGUGCUGGAGCCUCAGGGCGUCCGCUUUGUGUUGGGACCCACCCCCGUCCAGAGGCAGCUGAUGAAGCAGCAGGAGACCCAGGGAGAGGGGGAGGGGCCUACAGAGGGGGAAGAGCCUCUGGGGGGGGAGGGGCCUCAGCAGGAAGACGAGCUCCUAGAGACUAAUGGACACGCCUCCCCUCCCCCCUUAAUCUCCACGGCCCCCCGCCGCCACCGCCCGCCCCCCCUCACCCCCGACCUGCAGAACGUAAACAACUCUGCUCAGCGCCGCACGGCCCUCUUGGACUACGAGAACCUGCCGGCGCUGCCCCCCGUGUGGGAGGCGCGCAAGCUGAGGGGGGGGGAGGAGGCAAGGAUGCCGGCUCUGAACGGCUUCAACCACCCUCUGACUCACCCUCUGUCACACCCUCUAAUUCACCCUCUGACUCACCCUCUGUCUCACCCGCUGACUCACCCGCUGUCUCACCCGCUGUCUCACCCGCUGUCUCACCCUCUGUCCGCCGCCCUCGAGUGCUCGCACAACUACGUGAACACGGAGAACGUGACAGCGCCGCUCAGCGCCCGGCCGGACACGGCGCGCCGCCGCCCCCCCGAAGGUCCAUCCAUCUUCAACUUCGACUUCCGCCGGCCGGAGCCCAAGACCCUGAACUACAUCGAGGUGGACACGGACGGCGGGAACAAAGGCACGUCGGACGGCAGCAACCCCCCCACGCCGCGCACCCCCACCUCCCCCCCGCUGCCCCCCAACACCCCCACCCGCCGCACAGAGCUCUACGCCCUCAUCGACAUCGAGCGCACCGCCGCCAUGUCCAACCUGCAGAGGGCCCGGCCGCGGGACGACGGCACCUCACGCAAAACACGACACAACAGCACCGAGCUGCCGACCAAGAGCACCGCGUGACCACUUCCUGUUGCUGACUUAGACACUUCCUGUUCACCACUUCCUGUUUCUGACAAAGGGGACGGGAGACUUCCUGUUUACCACUUCCUGUUGACCACUUCCUAUUUUUGACAGAGGGGGCAGGACACUUC
This is a messenger RNA of Trematomus bernacchii (emerald rockcod), 2187 nucleotides long. Its product is annotated as fibroblast growth factor receptor substrate 2-like. Gene Ontology annotation, biological process: cell surface receptor protein tyrosine kinase signaling pathway. The record is from RefSeq and is a predicted model, not a curated record. Gene Ontology annotation, cellular component: cell-cell junction; cytoplasm. Lineage: Eukaryota; Metazoa; Chordata; Actinopteri; Perciformes; Nototheniidae.